Molecule: messenger RNA, 724 nt
Organism: Helianthus annuus (common sunflower)
Lineage: Eukaryota; Viridiplantae; Streptophyta; Magnoliopsida; Asterales; Asteraceae
Product: oleosin
Exons: 1
Coding region: 9-569 (186 amino acids)
Biological process (GO): seed oilbody biogenesis; response to freezing; lipid storage
Cellular component (GO): monolayer-surrounded lipid storage body; membrane
Source: RefSeq, a predicted model, not a curated record
CCAAAACAAUGGCUACUACCACCACUUACGACCGUCAUUUCACCACCACCCAACCCCACUACCGCCAAGACGACAGAUCCCGCUACGACCAGCAAACCCAUUCCCAGUCCACCAGCAGGACACUCGCCAUCAUCGCCCUACUUCCUGUCGGCGGAAUCUUACUCGGCUUAGCCGGUCUUACGUUCAUCGGGACGCUUAUCGGACUCGCCCUCGCCACCCCGCUUUUUGUCAUAUUCAGCCCGAUCAUCGUGCCAGCCGUUCUAACAAUCGGGCUCGCGGUUACAGGCUUUUUGGCGUCGGGGACGUUCGGGUUGACGGGUUUGAGCUCAUUGUCGUAUUUGUUCAAUAUGGUUAGGCAGACGGCCGGGUCGGUGCCCGAGUCCUUGGAUUAUGUUAAGGGGACGUUGCAGGAUGCCGGUGAGUAUGCUGGGCAGAAGACAAAGGAUUUCGGGCAGAAGAUUCAGAACACCGCUCAUGAGAUGGGUGAUCAGGGGCAGGGUGGUCAGGUUGGUGUUCAUGCUCAAGUUGGUGGCGGCAAAGAAGGGCGAAAAAGCGGUGAUCGGACUUGAGGAUUCAAGGUUGGUAUUGUGGAAUAAUAAUAAUGUUGGUGUAAGUUUUUAGUGUUAUCAAAGCUUUGUUUGUUUGUUUGUAUGUUUUGUGUAUGGAAUGGUUUCAUAUAAUGUAAUGAUGUUGUUUGUAUGUUCUAAUAAUGGUCCUUUUUGAA